Panicum hallii is the source of this 786-nucleotide messenger RNA. RefSeq lists its product as uncharacterized. The transcript has a single exon. The record is from RefSeq and is a predicted model, not a curated record. NCBI's taxonomy places the organism in Eukaryota, Viridiplantae, Streptophyta, Magnoliopsida, Poales, Poaceae. The coding region runs from base 1 to 786 and encodes 261 amino acids.
AUGGUGGUGGUCACCCGGAGCAUGGCGGCGCGGCGGGCGUCGCUGGCGAACGCGCUCCCGCACGACAUGGCGGUCGAGAUCGCGGGGCAAGUCGCGGCGACCUCGCCCCGGCCCGUCAAAGACCUCCGCAGCCUGCGCGCCAGCUGCCGGGCCAUGCGCGCGGCGUGCGGCGACCGCGCCGUCGGGAGGCGCGUCGCGCUCGAGCGGGAGGCCUCGAUGCUGUGGUCCGACAGCGAGCGCUACCUCGCCGUCGUCGGCAGCCUAUCCGGUGCGGGCAACCCGGAGGCCUGCUUCCUGUCGGGGGUCGCGCUCGCAUUCGCGCACCGGUGCGCGCGCCCGGGCGUCGAGCUGCUCGAACGGGCCGCCGCCGAGGGGCACAAGGUGGCGGCCUACGUGCUCGCCCUCGUCCUCUACAAGACCGCCGGCGCCAGCGACGUCGCGAGGCGGCACAUUAGGGAGGUCGAGGGUGAGGUGGCUGCGGCUAGCGGCAGCCACAACAAGAAGGCCGCCACGAGGAGCAACCAGGAGUGCGUGCGGUGCCGCGCGCAGGCCAUGGAGGCAAUCCAGCAGGCGACGUGGAAGAUGGCCAAGCUGUCGGACCCGGUGCCGGCGGUGGCGGCACCGCCGAAGGACGACGGCAGCCAUCGAUGCACGGCCAGCGGCUGUGGCGUGCGGGAAGCGUGGUGCGACCGGUGCAUGUUUUGCAGCGAGGACUGCAGGAUCAGGUACGAGUGCGCUACGUUCUUCUCGCAGCUGCCACUGACCGUCGCAAACUUCGUGACAUAG